UUGACGCUUAGUAAUGGUUUUUAUAGGAUAAUUGAAGAAGAGGAUGUGGGUGUUGAACGCUCGGCUCAGAUCUUCCGCAAUUUCUUGUAUAAAUAUCGUGAUUCGCUGUCAGCUUCAGUUCUGGUUGCUGGAUACGAUGAAUUGGAGGGGGGACAGCUAUAUGCGAUUCCACUCGGUGGUUUUGUAACCCGUCAACGAUGCACAGCGAGCGGGAGUGGCAGCACAUUUGUGCAGGGCUUCCUCGACAGUCAGUGGAAGCCUGGAAUGAGUGUCGAGAAAUGCAAAGAAGUGGUACUGAAUGCGGUAGCACUAGCGACAGUUCGUGACGGGUCGUCCGGAGGUGUAAUCCGGCUUGCUGUUAUCGAUAAAAAUGGCACUCAUAGAACGCUUAUUCGACCGGAUGGCGCUUUGUUCCCGAAAUUUGCUGACAUUCCAGCUCAUCUGACGUAUCCAAAACAUGUGCUGCAAUGA
This is a messenger RNA of Gongylonema pulchrum, 471 nucleotides long. NCBI's taxonomy places the organism in Eukaryota, Metazoa, Nematoda, Chromadorea, Rhabditida, Gongylonematidae. The record is from the annotation of a GenBank genome assembly.